Molecule: messenger RNA, 1554 nt
Organism: Aspergillus tanneri
Lineage: Eukaryota; Fungi; Ascomycota; Eurotiomycetes; Eurotiales; Aspergillaceae
Exons: 2
Coding region: 1-1554 (517 amino acids)
Molecular function (GO): FAD binding; oxidoreductase activity
Source: RefSeq, a predicted model, not a curated record
AUGGCAAAACUUCUAACUAUAAUAUUAAUCUCCGUGGUAGUCCACUUUGCAAGAGUCUCAGCCUUGCUGGGGACUGAUGAGGUUCUUCCAGCUUUGCUUCGAACCUGUCUCAACAACACAGGAGCCAAUGUCGUGUAUCCUGGUGACGCACGGUACCACAAGCUAUCAUACCCACAGAAUGCAAAUUAUCAAACACAUCCGGAGGCUAUUGUGAUACCCGCCCUAACCGAGGAGGUGGCAGCAACGAUGCGGUGCAUGGCCGCCGAGAAAGGGAACAUUAAGCUCAGUGCUCGAGGAGGGGGUCAUAGCUAUGCUGCAUAUGGUUACUCAGGCCAGGUCAUUCUCGACCCAAGCCAAAUGAGGGCCAUUUCUUUUGACGACGAGAGAAGGGAGGUGACGGUACAAUUCGGUCAAACCUUAGGCCCCUUAGCAAUGGCAAUGGGCCGGAAAGGAUAUGCUCUGCCUCAUGGUACCUGUCCUACAGUUGGGGUGGCAGGGCAUUCCUUGGGUGGUGGCUGGGGCUUUCCUUCUCGGAAAUGGGGCUGGCUUGUUGACCGUAUUGUGUCCGUGGAGUUCGUCGACAUCAGCGGCAAUAUCAGGUGGCUCAAUUCAAGCUCAACGGGAAACGAUGCGGACUUGUGGUGGGCACUACGAGGUGCAGGGUCCAAUAAUUUUGGCAUUGUCACUUCAUUUAUCUUUGCAAUGGAAAAGGCUCCAACUUCCAUCGUGAACUACGAGCUAUAUUUUGGUUCUGAGUCUGACUGUACACAAGUACUGUUGGAAGUCCAGAAGACGGGAAUGCUGCCUGCUGAUCAUCCCAACGGUCUUCCUCUUGAGCUAGGGAUGGAAGUACUUUUAAUCGGUCGCACCGCUGCGGAUGAGACCGCCUGCAUACUUUCUGGCCAGUAUAUGGGUAACAAAUCUGCAUUUUCACGUAUCAUCAAGAGGCUCCUAGACAAGCUUGCGACCAAAGGAAUAGUACCGCUGGAGUCUGAGUCGCAUGUUAGAGAGUUUAGGGACUGGCUUGCCGCCCUCACAGACCUCAUGGGCCCUCUAGAUGCAACGACCGAUCCCCUUCCCUACUACGGUCAGUCCCUCAUGGACAAUGGAACCCCUAAUUAUAAGAAACAACAGGUGGUCCAUGUCUUCGAUGCACUUCGGGCUGCAAGGAGUAUUAAGGGCUCAGAGAACGAUGUGUCCUUUGAUUUACUCGGACCAAGCUCAAGAACUAAUCUUCCACCUGUCACCGGCAAUAUGUCAUAUGCCCAUCGCCGAAGUCUAUUCCUUGUUCAGAUCUACUCAGCCUACUUCCCGGGGUUUGGUGAUCCUAUGACUCGCUCGGAUGCGCUCGGAAAGAUAACCAAUAUUACAAAUGCCAUAAAGAAGGCCAGACCUGAAAGUGAAUGGCAUGCCUAUCAGAACUAUAUUGAUCCCUAUUUAGCGGAUUUUGGGCAUGCAUACUAUGGUUCAGAGCUCGAGCGCUUGAAGUUACUCAAGUCUCUCGCAGAUCCUACUCUAAUCCUUGACUUCCCUCAGGGGUUGGGCCGUGCGUGA